Penicillium cinerascens is the source of this 727-nucleotide messenger RNA. RefSeq lists its product as uncharacterized. The transcript is spliced from 2 exons. The record is from RefSeq and is a predicted model, not a curated record. NCBI's taxonomy places the organism in Eukaryota, Fungi, Ascomycota, Eurotiomycetes, Eurotiales, Aspergillaceae. The coding region runs from base 35 to 700 and encodes 221 amino acids.
CUCAAAAUCCCAAUUGCGUUGAAAUUAUCUAUAUAUGUUUGUUCCCAUGCCUGGGCGGGUAAAUCGGAAGCUUGACGUUCUUGAGAAAAUGCUUGAGCAUUUUCAAUCAAAUUCAUUCAAAAAUGAUAAAUCCAUACAUCAAGUGGGCACCUCCAACAGCCAUUCAAAUGACUCACGAUAUGUGGAAAUGCUUAAGGAGGAAGCCCAAAUGGAUCUCAGGUACAAUAUUACAGCUAGCACAGCUAACUGGGCUCUUCUUGCGGGUUACCUGGUUGUACCUGGAACUUUCACCUCAUUGCAAGAUUCAAACAAAGUCCAAGAUGCGUUGCAAGCAAACAAGACGGGGCGAGCUAUCUUGAAGACAAUCCAAAACCCCCCACUACUCGUCAUCGCCUGCUUAUUCUUCGCUGGCGGAACAACAGCGUUGUUUUGUUUGUUUCGAUCCCGAAAAAUCAGGAACAAUUAUCCUUGGUUGAUCAACAAGAUUUUCAUACCUGCCUCCUUGAAUGCGGCUGCUGGAUUGCUCACCCCAUUUGUCAAUAUCUACACAUCCCGCUCGGGCAACUGGUCGUUGAUGGCCAUUGUCACAACUAUCGUGACAGGUCUCAGUUUGCUUGUAUUCUCUUCUUUGCUGUGUUUCUACAAGAUGUUCAAAUUGAACAAAAUAAUUCGACAGGACGAGGCUGGAUCAGAGAAUUAGAUAUUUGUCUUCUAUCAUUCUUAAAUC